This is a messenger RNA of Acipenser ruthenus (sterlet), 1806 nucleotides long. It is a transcript of the gene mul1, whose product is annotated as mitochondrial E3 ubiquitin protein ligase 1b. Gene Ontology annotation, cellular component: mitochondrion. NCBI's taxonomy places the organism in Eukaryota, Metazoa, Chordata, Actinopteri, Acipenseriformes, Acipenseridae. Gene Ontology annotation, biological process: protein ubiquitination; organelle organization. Gene Ontology annotation, molecular function: ubiquitin-protein transferase activity. The transcript is spliced from 6 exons. The record is from RefSeq and is a predicted model, not a curated record. The coding region runs from base 214 to 1392 and encodes 392 amino acids.
UUGCGAAUGCCAGGUGCUAAAUUAACACAAUGUUUUAGUCAUUCCUUAUAUAAAAAGUGAAUUAAUAAUGUUGUAUAUAUACAUGUACCGGUAACAUGUAUAGUGGUACUCGCUGAACUCUCAACAGGAAGUGUUUGUGUGCUGGGAAGUCAGAGGCGGGGACGGUUCGACCCAAGAAAAUAAAAGAUUAAGUCCGGGGGCUCUGAAUUGUUCAUGAUGGAGAACAGUGCAAGACCUUCAACAACUCAAAUCAUCCUUCUUGCCACAAGUUCAGCUUUCACAGCGUUCUUUUACUCUGUUUACAGAAAGAAAUCAGGCACUGCAUGCAGAUUAAAGGAAGCAACAAAAAUUUCAAUAGAUCAGGAUCUGAAAAAUAUCCUCUCUGUGGCACCAGGGAAAUGUGUCCCAUACGCAGUUAUCCAAGGUGUGGUUAAAUCUGUUAAGGAAACCUUGAGUAGCCAGUUUGUGGACAACUGCAAAGGAGUCAUUGAAAGACUGACUUUACAGGAGCACAAGAUGGUCUGGAAUCGCACAACCCAUCUGUGUUUAGUUUUUCUUCAGGGUAGACACACUAAAGCUGGAGUUGACUCUGCAGUGCAGCACUUUGAUCUGCGCCUGUGUAAAGCACAUCUUUACAUGCAUGACACACGCGCUUCAAAAAAGAAUGACUGCGAAAAGAAAAUUCAUCAGCGCACAAACACGGUGCCCUUUGACCUGGUGUCACAUGACGACAGUGUGGACAUUGCCGUGAGAGUUCUCAAACCACUGGAUGCAGCUGAACUAGACCUUGAAAAGGUGUACGAGAAGUUCCACCCCACAGUCCAGUCCUUUACUGACGUAAUAGGGCAUUUCAUCAGCGGGGAGAGGCCGAAAGGCAUCCAAGAAACUGAAGAGAUGCUGAAGGUUGGAGCAACUGUAACAGGAGUAGGGGAACUGGUACUGGAUAGAAACAUUAUAAAACUACAACCCCCAAAGCAGGGAAUGCAGUAUUACAUCAGCCAAAUGGGUUAUGAAUCACUCCUGCAGAAGCAGCAGUCCAGCGUGAAAAUCUGGAAGAUCUUGACUGUUGUUUUUGGCAUUGCUACCUGCGCCACUUUGUUUUUUAUACUGAGAAAACAAUAUCGACAUUACAAGGAGCAAAAGAGACAACAAAACAUACAGGAGGAGUUUAGGGAGAUGCAAACUCAGCAUUUCAGAGUGAUGAAUUUAGAGGAAGACUUGAUUUCCCAGAAUGCAUGCAUUAUCUGUCUGAGUUGCGACAGAUCUUGCGUGUUCUUAGAAUGUGGACAUGUUUGCUCCUGUGAUGAAUGCUAUCAGGCUUUGCCCACUCCUAAAAAGUGUCCCAUUUGUAGAAGUGCUAUUUUGAGAGUGGUUCCUUUGUACAGUAGUUAAUUUUCAAUGUAGGUGAGUUACAUGCAUUUCUAAAAAAUCAGUGCUUUUUUCAGUUGAAUUGUUACCGCUUCAAAAUCUUUCUUUGCAAUUGAAAAAUGAUAAGAACACCUGUAUCAUUUAUUUCUGUUCUUGCAUUGAUGCAAAUUACAAUUCUCAAAUGGAAAUGGUUAUUAUUUAUCCUCUGGCUCAGUUUGUGUUUGUUGUUGAAGCAGGUUACUUAAAUUGCAUCUUCCUUUUAAAUCAAGGAUUGAAAUGUAUUCCUAUGAUGGUGGUGGCUGGUCAAAAUAACAAAGCAUGUAUAAAACGAUUGCAGUUAAAGCAUAUGAUUAAUGCAUUAUUGUUUUGUCUUUAAAAUAAAAAAAGUAAUUGAUAUAUUUGUAAAACUUUAUAUGAAAUAAUAAAUGAUUAACUGUG